Molecule: messenger RNA, 12237 nt
Organism: Biomphalaria glabrata
Lineage: Eukaryota; Metazoa; Mollusca; Gastropoda; Planorbidae
Exons: 13
Coding region: 371-5872 (1833 amino acids)
Molecular function (GO): protein binding
Source: RefSeq, a predicted model, not a curated record
UUUUAGUCUGUGUAGAUUAUAGAUAGAUCUACUAUUGUAAUCGAAAUUCACUAGAUCUGAGGUAGAAUAAGAAUAGAUCUAGAAAUCAAGUGAUAUAUUAGUAUUAGAGUGAAUCCAUUAGUUAUAGUCACAUAAUUGACAUAAUAGUGGCAACAGACAUUAAUCAGAAAGAUGUGAUUGUGUUUGACGACAAAUCGGACAAAUGCCAAUCCAAUGGAUUGAUUCGAGUUUACAAUUUUUGAGACUAUUUGACCACAUGAAGAUAGUUCUAAAUAAAAUGGCAUACCGGUAUUUUAGAUGUUAUUUGACCAAUUAGAAGUUAAUCCUUGUUAUAGUGUAAAUGGAGAUAAUAUGAAUGCCACAAUGAAAAAUGGAUCACAAUAUAUAUUACAAUGGUGGAAGACACCCGACUGGUAACCAACAGAAUCAACCACCAAAUGAAAUCUAUGAGACUACCAUGCCCCCUCUAAGUGAUGAUUAUGGACAAUUUCAAACUAGCAACAGCACGCCCAAUCUGGGUAGCAAUGUGACAGCCCACAGAAUAGUCAAUCACAGAGCUUCUACCACAGACUAUGAAAAUGCCAUGCCCCCACUAAGUGAUGAUUAUGCCCAAAUUCAAACUAGCGUUAGCACACCAAAUCUUGGUAGUAAUAUACCAGGCAACAGAAUUGUUAGUCACAGACCUUCUACCACAGGUUUCUUAUACGACAUGUACAAUCCUGGUCCACAACACUUCUAUCAUCCUGGCCUCAGACCUUCAACUGCUGAAAACACCACAGCUCCCAGAUUUCACCAAACAGAUCCCUCUGUUGCUUCUGAUAAUGUUUUCAUGUCUAAUACAGACAGUAGUAACCCAGUCAGUCCAUCCAGUUCUGGCUCUGAUUUUGUGGGGCUUUCAUCUGAUGCUAGAUUUACAACUCCAAGCUAUACUUUCUUAACAUCAACUGGAAAUGGUGUCUCUGCUGACAGUGUUUAUCAUCAUGGCACUGCACCAUUGUUUUACUUAGACUCUGCAGGAACAGGUCACAAUAGUUUAUUAACAAAUGGGACAUUUGGAUAUACUGCCAUGGAUUCUAUUCUACCUCCACCUCUCCACUGCCCUAUUAUGAUGCUAAAGACACCAGAAAUUCAACCCAGAUCAAACCCUUCUACAAAUAUUGAAUCCCCAACCCAGCACAGUGUUGUAAACCCAAAUGUUUCAACAAGCAAUAGACAACAGAAUUUCCCAGGUCAAUCAGGAAACACUCAAACAUCACCUAGCCAUCAGAUGAACACACAAAGUUAUCAGCACCCUGAAGCAAAUAUCAGGCAGGUGGAGAAAAGUAAACUUAAAUCUCUCCUUCUUUCUGGAAAUCUUGUUCAAGUGUCUGGUCCACCGAUGGCAGGAAAAUCAACAUUGGUUCGUCAGGCAGUGAAUGAAAAGAAAAUGGAGUUACAAGGAGCCAUUAUGCAGCAUCAUUUAAAUUGUAAAAAGCUGUAUUCAUUAGAAAACCUUAUGUCCACCAUAGUAGAAAAGCUGUGCCAACAAUCCGUGCCAUCGUGUCAACUGGAUGAAGAAAUGACCAUCUCUCGUAUGCACUCUCAGCUGUGCAAGCACAACAACUAUCAGCAUGUUCUUGUGUUCCACAAGUGUGAAAGCUUUAUGCUCCAGCACAACGGGCACCAGUUCUCGGACUUCCUGUCUCGGAUGGUCAUAGAAUUUAAACGACUUUCUUUGAAUGCGACUGUUAUAUUCACUACCUAUAAGAAGUUUUCCCCUAAAGGAUUUGGAAUGGAAACGUUGGAAAUAGAUACACUCUCCGAUUUCUGGGAUGUCAUAUCAAUAUUAAAUUUCUACGCCCCACACAUGGAGGUGCUAAACUAUGCCCACAUCUGCGUGAAACAUCUGUGUCUUCCAGAGGCCAUUAGGCUGGUAGCAGAGACAUUCAUUGCCAGUGAGGAUUUUAGAGUUCCUGCAGAAGAACUGGAAAAGAAAAUUUUUAAUGAUGAGGAUUUCUUGUCUUCUGUUUUUGAUUGCAGACUCAAUGAGGUUCCAGAGUGGAUACCACAGAACAUACUUAUGUCUAUUAUACAUUUUAGUCAUUCUUUAGACAGCUCUUUUACACUAGAACACCUCCAGAAAGUCAGUGCUGACAAAAACCCUUACGAAUGGCAGAAAAUUAUCCAGUAUCUCAAGAACAACUACAUCAUCAGGUGCUUACCCGGCGUGAAUCGAAUGGCCGUGCAUCCAUUGGUUGUCAACUAUUGUAAGAAUUCAGUGAGUGAUGGCAGGAUGGUGCUUAGUGGUCAUUGGUUUGACAACUCUUGCAACAGGUACACCAAUUUCCUCUGCCGAAUUCUUGUCAAUACUGAGGCCAACAUGAGGAUGCAAGGGAGAAAGGGAUUGGUUUAUGGUGGUUUAAUACAAGAGUGGCCAAAUGUGCGCUAUCUUAUUCACAGAGCCCUUCACUGCAACGAGAACACUUAUGAAGCAUUUUUAAAGGUAUCAAUAUCUGCCAAUGGUCUUAUCAUGAGGUGUUUUGCCAAAGAAGCCAAGGAAUUCUACCGCUCCCUGUUCACCAGUGCCUCCAGUUAUGGCACACCAGUGGAGCGGGCCGUCUUGGAGGCUCUGUUUGGGAAUGCGCUGAGUAUGGCAUCAGUACCAGCCAAUCCGGAUGACGAAACUCUUUGUUGUAUGGAGUAUAAUCAAGCUGACCAGCAUUUGACGUCUGCUAUCAGUAAACUCUACAGGGAAGGACCUUCUUAUUUUUUAGUCUGGGCUUUGGACAGAAAAGGCAUUGUCCUUCACAGACUAGGAAAAUAUCAAGAAUCUAUUAAGUGUUUUGGACAGGCCAGGACUCUCUUAAGUCGACUCAACAAGCAUGCUCUGGGGGAAAUGUUUCACGUCUCUGACCUGCAAGUUGAAGAGGAAAGAAUAACUCAGGAGAUUCAUCAAACAAUACCCAUAAUUUUUACAGGAAACAACCAACUGGCCAGAGAAAGGCUGAAUAAACUCCUGGAGCACAUCAACAACAGAUGUGAGAACCAUCCUGAGCUGUCCACAUUGUUGAAUCUUAUUGGACUGACUGAACAGCGAGGCAAUAAUGAUCUUGACAGUGCUAUUAAGUGGUACAGGCUGUCUUAUAAUGAGAGGAUGUAUCUGUCUAAGGUUAACCCAGAGAAUCUCUUGGUUGUUCUUAAUAAUAUCGCCAUGAUUCUUCUAGAAAAGGGUGAAUUAGAGCAGUGCAUCAAGUAUUUAACUCAAGCCCUUGACAUCAGACGUGAGUGUGGUUGGAGACAUUACCACACUGCCUUGACCUUGACACAUUUGAGUGAAGUGUACAUGAAAUGUGAUAACUUUCCCGCAGCUUACAAGAAAGCUCUGGAAGCUGAUAAAAUUCUCAAAGUGACUGCGAAAGAGCAUGACAUGAGACUGCGUGUUAAUUUCACACUUGCACACAUUCGAGUAGUGCUUAGGCAAAGAAUGGAACCCGAGUCUGCCAGGGAAGAUGCCUUGACUGAAUCUCAUCUCUGCCUUUGCCAUGAAAAUCUCAAUUUUCCAAACAUGGGCUUUCAAGAACAGUCAGAAAAUGUCCCAGAUUUUGGCGCCCUGAUGACAGAUUGCAUGGAUUACAACAGGCCGGCACCUGCUGUCAGGCCUGUCAGUGGCAAUGCUCCAGGCUAUCACCAGCAAGGAUGUCCACAAGCUUGUCCAACACAGCACAAUAUCAGGAGGGAAGGCACCCCAAUUUUCCCAACGCUGUCCAUGAGCACUGUAGAGAUUGAGCCUAGGGAUCUUAACAUGACAGCUGUUGACUUUUUGGACUAUGGCAUUACUCUCAGCCAUGACGGUGGUACACUGAGUGAUGACGGCCACAAGAACUUCCUUGCUUCUCACACUCAUGCCAUGCUGCUUAGCUGGGGAGACACUGAGAAGCUGACAGAGCAUAAAACUGCCAUAGUUCAGUAUGUGAAAGACAAUCCUACUAUUGAGACUGCUGUGUUUAAUAGCCCGGUUGCUUUACACUCGAGGUAUGAAUUUCUCAGGAACCAGGCACCUCUAUAUUACUACAUUAGGGAUACGCCAAUCGAGGGUUUGAACCUGUCCUUGUUUUUAAACAUGAUGGUGAAAUCUUGUUAUGUCUGUGCCUAUGUGAAAAAUAUCUUUACAGAGGAGAUGUGGAUGCGAGAAGCUCGGCACCUGGUGUUUGCCAGGCGUGAACGUGAAAGAUUUCUGCAAGAAAUGGAUCAGAUGCGACUCGGCCCAUUUUUCAGUGACACCUCAUACCAUGAAGUAAACUCCAACUUUACUGGUGCUGCAGAUGUUAGCUUUCUGUCACACACUGCCACCAACAGGAACAACAAGGUAGCCGAUGGGUCUCCAUGCAAUGCUGUGAUUGAACCAAAUUUCCCUGAAAUCCAGCUCAGCUCACAUACCCUACUUGACCUGAUGUACCCAGAAUCUGUCCGCAGUGAUAUUGAUAAUUAUGAGACUUAUCAGUCAGCUGAGAACAACCUAUCACAGCCAGUUGAAUCCCCAAAAAUUAUUCAAGAACAAAAGAAUCUAUUGGAGAAAUUCGCACGGCCAGGUCAAAAGAGUCAAGAUUCUCUAAUGGGCGCCAUUGGUGGAUUAAAUAUACCACACUCCAACAUUGACUUGAAUCUUGAGACAAAUGAUUCAAGACAGAAGAAAGAGCCUCUGAGGACUAAGUUCAUUUCUAAUUAUAGAGAACCUGUUGAACAAAGUGAGAAUGAGAGCGUCAUUUUCAAGAAUGAUCAUUUUGAGAAUCAAAAUAAACACUUGUUAGACCAACAUAGACAAUAUCUAGACCAACAUAGACAACAUCUAGAUCACACUGGACAGUCAGUUGGUCUACAAGGACAUUCAGAUAAUCAGCAAAGACAUUUCGUUGAUCAAAGUAGGCAUUCAAUGCUGAAAAAUUCUGUUUAUUCUGAAUCUUUCAACAAGAUUUCUUCUCCAAUGAGUCAUCAAUCAUCCUCACUGCAAAUGACAUAUUCCAGGAGUAAACCCCAAAAUAUUAUGCCUUCUCCACCAGCUGAACCUCAUCCCACUAGUUUAUCCCAAUAUUUGAAAACAGCUUGGCCCUCGGAUACUAAGAGUAACAAGUGUGAAACUGGCUCAGAGAACUUAUCCAAAGGAAAUUCUCUUUCAAAGACAACAUUCCUCGACCAGUACAUUAAAGAUAUGCUGGAUCCAAGUUUCAGCCAUCAAUCAGAAAUGGGCCCGCCAACACCCUUUUCACACUCGAAUGAUCACUUCAGUAUUACAAACAGCAAUAAAUGUUCCCUUCCAAAUGCAGUGAAAUCUGGCACAGAUGUAAGUACGCUGCUUUAUGAAUAUGGCAAAACUAGCACAUUUGAUUCACAAGAUGGCCAAAGGUCAAUGACUGAAAGUGGGUUUUCUGGUUCAGCAUUUGGCAUGAGCGAUGAUGACCUGCAUCAGAAUGCCUUAUGUGGAAAUAGCCACAACUCAUGUAGCACAAGUCCUAUCACCCAUGAAAGUGGAUAUUCAUCUCAAGGUGCAAAACCUAAAACAAACUCAAAACUGUAUGCAGGUCCAAAAAAACAAGACUGCCCUUUGAUUUCGCCACCAAAAAGGCAAUGGUCUUCUGACACUAUAUCUAGCAGGCUUCACAGAGAACCUUUGGAAGAUAGUGAAAACAUUUCGUUAGAUGCCCGAGACUUUGAUGAAGAAUCAUGGUGUGAUACUAUCAUAACUGGCCAGUGUUCUGGGGAUAAUUUUAUCACAGUUUUACCAGCUCAACCCUGUCUCAGCUCCCAAUUAAACCAGCCAGAUAGGAGUUUGUCAGCCAAAGAUUUAUUUGGGGGGGAAGGAAAACACAGCUCUGAGAGCAGCUCAUCAGAUAAAUAACUUUUUGGUGUCAGAUCUGAUGGGAAUCAGGCCAAAUUUCACAUAAACUCUAAUUUAAUAAUAUUUAUAUAGUUUAACUUACAAAUGUUUAUCACUAUGUGAAAGUUAAAAAUGAUAAUAGGCUGUUGAAAGCAUCAUUUCCUGUGCUCAUAACAAGCACCCAUCAGAGACAGGAAAAUCUUCAACAUGGCUUCAUCAUGCCUACUGCCAAAUAAUCUAAAAAGUGGCAGUAGUAAAGUUCCCUUUUCAGACCUUGCGAUCUAUAGGGCAGAUAAUGUAAAGGCCAUCUGUUUCUCCGGCCGGCGGUUAACGAGUGAAAUAAAGAGAAUCAUGCCUUAAGCAUGAAGAUAUUAAACCAUGGCAUCGCAACCUAUGCUUACUAUACUUGCAUAUCAAAUCACUGACCACUUUCUCCAUUUGGUAUUAAUUACUCAUUUAAAACCAAUACUUUCUUCUUGUAUAUGAAUAAUAGCUUCUUCCAGAUCCUACAAACUCAACUUUCUCAAAUUACAAUUCUAGUUGUCUUUAAGCACAAUUCACUUGGCGUUACAUCAUCUCUCUGCCUUAGUUUUUGAGAAUCUCCAAUAAAUUGGUUUUGGGUAGCUGCACUUAGUUGUCUUUACUGCAAAAGACUGCACUCUUAUUAUGGUAUGGACUUUUCCUACAAGUGAAUGCUGUGGCAUAUAUAUAUAUGUGUCAGACCAGACCAUCUAAUGUUUAAGAUCAGCUUUGUUAAUACUAAAUGUUUAUAUAUCACUUUAAUGCAAAUUAAGAAAUAUGGAGGAUACUAGAUUGUUACCUUGUGGAAGGAUUCAGUCAAGUUUUCUGUAAUAAAGUCCUUUAUUAGGCCUUUCAGUUGUAUGAUAACCUGAACAUUGUUUACUUACACAGCACUAAUAGACAAAUUGUUGGUCAUUAUAGUUAAAAGAAUGUCAGUAUAAAUUAAAAAAUACAGCAAAAUAUAGAUACAGGAUGGAGUUGUAAAUUGAGAAUUGUUUGGUUAAAUUUGUGAAAAUAAAAAAAAAAGUUUUAGCCUUAUUAUUCAGUCCUCUAGGAAGAAAAAAAACUUUGUUUUUUGUAGAAACAAUUUCUAGAAACACAAACGGGGAAACCCUACCAUUUGUUACAUUCAAAUGUUAACACGCGGGAAGCUAUGGUACUUUAUUUCUACUAUAAAUAUAGAGUUGUUUUUUUUUAAAAAGUGCAGGUACUCAGUAGUUGAUUGCAUUUUUAACUACUAAAAUUUAAUCAUACAUGUUAAAAUACAAGAAAAGUACUAAAUGGGCUUUGAGAGCACCAUGUGCUGGGAAUUGAGAAUAUCUUUAAAAACUUAUUAAGUGGGAUAAGAAAAAUUCACUCCAACCUCCACAAGUUUGCAUUACUACUGGCAAACAAAACAUCUACUUUAAAAGUAGUAACCAUGAAUGUGUUAAUGUUCUGUUACAGAAUAUAUAUAUACAAUAUAUUUAAUUGUAUAUUUGUUCUUCCAGAUCUAGAUAGUAUACUACUAUUAUUUUCUUGUAUUAAAAUAGUUUACAUGGCUAUGCAUAUCAUACUCAAUGUUGAGAACAAGAGCAGUGCAUGAGCAAACACUUUCCAAUUAGGCCCACUGAAAGGACAGCUAGAUCUAGGCAUGCACCUAGUGUGUUGAGUGUAUUGUUAACAUGUUCCUAGAUAUCAUGGAAUUGAAAUAAUGUAUUUAGAGGUACAUUUGUAUUUGUUCAUUAAAAUAUAGAUUUUUAUAUAGAUUUUUGUUUUGUUAUGGAACACCCUUAUUUUUGCUCUUCCAUUGGCUGGAAAUGCUACAGUGAAGUAUGUCAAGUUUUUGUGUUGUAUUUUUUUGUACCUGGUAUCAAAUUUUGGCAUUAAACACAUGAAAUUAAUUGGUUAAAUAUGUUUAGUUCUAUGUGGAGCAAUUAGUGAAGUCCAAUGGAUAGUUUUACAUAUAAAUUUUACUUUGUAAUAUACAUUUAAAAACCAAAUAAUCAUAACAAUGCUUAAUAGAAAUCCAAUGAAAAAUGGAUUGAAUGAAAAGAACCAAUACACACGUGAUUACCAAGGCAAGUUAAAUACACAAAUUAUAAUGGAAAUAAAACAGUUUGUCCUAGUGAACACAAGAAAAUACAUACCAUUAAUAAUUAAUCAAGCAAAGGGAAAGUUAUGUUUAAAAAAAAAAAAAAGAAAAAAACUAAUUUACAGUUUCAGUAAAAUUCUAUACCAUAUCAAAAGCAUAUGAACAGUGUGAAAUGAGACAAUGACAUAACAAUACCUCUAUUUGUAUUGGCUUCUGAAAUAACUUGAAUCAUUGCAGCAGAGUUCAAAUACUAAAGGCAAUUGCUCAUCCAAGCCAAGUAUGAUGUAAUGAAGUGUUAUAAAACAAAAUUCUGUGCUAAUUAAAAUAGAACCAACAACUUGGGUAAUGUGCAAGUUUUUUUGUUUUUUGAUGAAAUCUACACAAGUAACAGCACAGGACAAAGUGAGGCUAGUAGUAAAAGCUAUAUACACAACAAUUAAGGAAACUUCACUCCAUGAAAUAAAUGACCACACAAAGAGUAGGACUUUCCUACUAACUGGUCUAUAGAAUAUGGUUGCUAAAUUCAACAAGAUGUAUCUUCAACAAAACAUACAAACAUUUUAGUUGCUCAAUCUUUCAUUUGAAACUAGCACUAGCAAAAAAAAAAUGUAAACAAAAAGUUUCAGCCAAACACAUGUAUGAAAACAUUCACUCUACUGCUUUAUUGAAUUAAAAAAAUGCAAAAUAUAAAAAUAAAUAUCUGCCUAAUCCCAGCACAACAUUCUCUAGUCAAAUGAUCAAGUCUCAGAAGUUAUGAUACUUUAGUACAAAUGAUGCUCCUUACAAAAAUUUUGAUUGAAAAAUUAAAAAGAAUAAAAACAUCUCAAUAUUAAAUAAAAAAAAAAAUGACAAACAUGUUGAACUAUACAGUAACAAGUGUACAAAGUUCAUAUUUGUAUUGAUAGCAUUUGUGUGUGUGUGUAUUACAGUGAUGGCCAUGUAGGGUCUGGGCUUGCAAGUUUCUUGACCCUAAUGUAAGAAAAGAUUAAGCAAAGGAAAUGGCAAUAUACUAGUGAGUCAAGUGCAAAUAACAUUUUUCAUGAGCAAGUUAGAGAGAAACAUGACCAACUGGAAUAACAUUAAAAGACUGCAUGGUCAACUUCUAAAACUAACAUUUGAAACAGCUUAAUAGCACAACUUAGGAAGCACAUAAUACAAUAGUUUGUUUUAUUACUAAUGUCAUGUUGAAUCCAUAAACAAGUAAAUUAACUUUUUUUUAAUUCAGAAAACGUCAAGAUAUCCAAUAUGCAGUUAUGAGUAUUACAUAAGAUUUAUGCCAUGUUAUUUUUAACUGAAUUCUAUAUAUAUUAGUUCACACAAGGGUAGCUACAUUGAUGAAGUCCAUGAUGACAGACCGUUACACAAGUAUAAUAAAGCAUCAUUAGAAUAUGGGGAGGGGGGAGAAAAAACAAGGCUUUGUGCAGUUAGGACAUAGUACCAAGUACACUAACCAUUAAAAUGUUGGGAAAACCAAUCAAGAAAAUAAACAAACUACAUGUUCGCAGUUAACAAUAUGAUCACAGCUCUUUAACAUCUUGCAUGUUAAAAAAAAUGUAACAUUACUAGAAACCAUAAUAGAAGCAAUUACUUUCAUGUUCAAUAGUUAAAAGAACUUGAGACAUUUGUUGGAGAAUACAACACAAUAUUCAUAGUAAGCAUGUCAAUAAAUAAAAAUAACUACAGUAUGAAAAAUUAACAAGGAAUGCUUCCAAUUUGAAUUUUGCAAAAUGGCACAAAGAAUAGUGCAAAUAUCAUUAUACCAUGCCAAAUGCAUCAAUUGAACAUAAUGUUGUACCUAAGCAUCUCAGAAGGAAGCCUGUUUAUCAAUGACAUAACUAUUUUUAGAACAGAAAAAUCACAAAACAACAGUUGAUAAUAGUAAAAUUGUUCUUUUUAAGGAAUGGAUGGUAACUAUAUACUUGACUAGCUUCAGCCAUAACAAUGUUUAAAACCUUUUGCAUUUAUCAAAGGUCUUGAAAUUUGUAUUCACUCAAUAUAAUCUUACAAAUAACUGCUUAUUAUACUAAGUAUAUCAAAUGAUAGUCCUCUUAAAACAAAAGAGAGGUCAUAGUUUACAGAGAACAUGCAUUUAGAAUCUCACCAAUAACUUGUUUAAAAGACAAAGACAUGAAAAACAAAAAAAUGGUAACUAGUGAUGUUAUCAAAUCAUUGAAAGAAACAUAACACAAGUUAAUAUACAACAGAAAGCAAUGAUUCAAAAUAACAUUAGUAAGGACAUGAGUUUCCACUUCAUCAGAUAAACAUACUAUAUAAAAGUCUACCCAAUUUCAAUUAUUUUGACAUGAAAAUUCAGGCAGCAAAAUAUGCAUGGCAUAUCUUAUUUAAUUUUAAAAUUAAGCAAAAAAAAAAUGGAGCAUCAUUGUUUUAAACAAAAUAUAUAACUUUGGCAUCUAAUUUGUAUCAUGCAAUUAAUUUUAUGCAAUUACAUCAAUUAUAGACAUCCUAUUUGCAGAUAGACAAAACAAAAAAAAUUAAAACGAUAUGUUCUACUAGUUUUCAUUUUAAAUUUUAAGUUAAAAAAUUGAAAACAAAAUGAGCGUCAUAAAAAUUCAGAUCAUCAUCAUCGUCAACAAGUUAAAAGGCAUUUGAAAUCAUGAUCAUGUAUGUAAUACUGUAGUGUUUCAUUUUGCCAUCACUAAAAAUAAUAAUUCUAUGGAAACAAGAUUGUACUUGUGAAAUGGUAUGAACAUUAGCAUACAUUAUCUAUUAUAAUUGGAGGGAAAGACUUUUCCUUAUGUACAAAAUACAAGCAUCGAAACAUUAGCUAGUAGAAUAUUUAUCUCUAACAUUUUUAAUUUUGCAUUUUAAACAAAAACAGUAAAUAAAAAGUUAUUGGAAAAUUCAUUGGUAAUAUCAAUAGCAAUAAUCAUUUUUAUUUAUUAAUAAAUGACCAAAUAUUUGUUUAAAAAAAGUAUAAAAAUGAAAGCAGAAAUAAAACUAAUAUUUUUCUUAAUAGGAUAAAUUUCUAACCACAUACACACUUCAUUCAUUCAAACAAACUGAUUUUCAUGACACACUCACAGUUGAUUCAGCAACCUUUGAGGGAGAAGGGUGAAUAGAUCAUCAAGACAAUACCAACAAGAUAACAAGAAAAGACAAAAUCCAUGCCAAGUGAUUAUAAAAGUGUAUACAAGACAUUACAAAGCUAAUUACAAAUCUGUUCUAAGCCAUUACCACAAUCUGUUUCUUGAUACAUCAGUAAAACCAAUACCACACCAAAGAGUAAAACACUUCUCUGCUAGUUAGUUAAAAAUUCUAGUCUAAUUGUUGAAAAGUGCACAUCCCACAAGUGAAUUUCGGAAUGUGGUGCAUUUACGUCUGGGUGCUGAAGCACAAUUCUUUGUCCCUUAGUUCACGGGGACAUUUCAAUUAAGUUCAAAGAUAUACACUGUGCCUAGAGAGCACCUUGAGAGAUCCAAUCUAAUUGUGAUCUUUGGAGUUCUUUUUGGAAAGAUCAAAUAAAUAAUGCAUUUUUUGGGGGAAUCGCUUCAUAACUUGAAAACUAUUACUGGAUAUCUGAAGGUUCUACCCAAGCACAAUGCAACAUCAAUGAAAUGACACCAGUUAGAUAUGGGGCAAAGCUUGAUUAGAUAAAAUCAAAUGUAAAAACUAUACAGCUGCCAUUCUUAAAUCAACUCUGAUCUUACUAGUUGGUACAAAGUUCAAAAUAAAAAAAAAUACCAAUAUUGAAGCACAAUAAUUGUUCUAUUCAAAACAGCAAAAUAAUGCAUGAUUUCUACUUUUUGUUUUAAAUUUCAAAUCAAACUUGUCUUAAUGAAAAGGGCAUUAGAUAAAAAUUAAAUCUGCAUGAAAGUCAUAAAUUAUGUGUCACCCGUAAGAACAUUAAAAUAGAACAUUAGUAGUCAAAACAAAAAUACUGGCAUUUAUUUCAUUAUCAUUCUGAAAUUUUAGAGCAAUUAUAGUUUAACUUGUUCAAACAUUUCAAUGUCAAUGCAGAUAAAAUAUAAGAGGAGCACAUUCCAAAAUAAAAAUACUAUGUGACAUUUACUCCAGAGUGAUUUAAUAAUGGCAUUACUAUACAAUUAAACAAAAAAUAUUACAGAUAUUUAAUCAUCACCAAAAUGAAUGUAAUAUAUAAUGUAUAUUAACGAUUAAAUAUUGCAAACACCAGCAAAUACAACACAAAAUGCACAAGUCUUAAAGUAUAGGAAAAGAAAAAAAAAAGGAUGUUCCCAUUAAAAUAAAAUAAAAAAUUGAGGACAAUUUUUCUCCAAGGUCAACAUCCAAAAAAAAAAUUAUAAAACUAAAA